Molecule: messenger RNA, 1166 nt
Organism: Cynocephalus volans (Philippine flying lemur)
Lineage: Eukaryota; Metazoa; Chordata; Mammalia; Dermoptera; Cynocephalidae
Gene: RWDD3
Product: RWD domain containing 3
Exons: 4
Coding region: 33-836 (267 amino acids)
Biological process (GO): positive regulation of protein sumoylation; positive regulation of hypoxia-inducible factor-1alpha signaling pathway
Molecular function (GO): protein binding
Source: RefSeq, a predicted model, not a curated record
GGGAGGUGCUGAACCAGCCGGCCCGCACCGCCAUGGCCGAGCCCGUGCGGGAGGAGCUCUCGGCCCUGGCGGCGAUUUUCUGCGGGCCCCACGAGUGGGAGGUGCUGAGCUGCUCAGAGACAGAUGGGACUGUGUUCAGAAUUCACACAAAAGCCGAAGGACCGAUGGAUGUGGAUAUACCCUUAGAACUGGUGUUCCAUUUACCGAUCAAUUACCCUUUGUGUCUACCUGCUAUCUCGGUUAACUCUGAACACCUGACCAGGGCCCAGUGUGUGACUGUGAAAGAGAAGUUACUUGAGCAAGCAGAGAACCUUUUGUCGGAACCCAUGGUUCAUGAGCUGGUUCUCUGGAUUCAGCAGAAUCUCAGGCAUAUCCUCAGCCAACCGGAAACUGGAAGUGGCAGUGACAAGUGUACUUUCUCAGCAAGCACGACUGUGGAUGAUGGAUUGUGGAUAACCCUUUUGCAUUUAGAUCACAUGAGAGCAAAGACUAAAUAUGUCAAAACCGUGGAGAAGUGGGUUUCAGAUUUAAGGCUGACAGGAAGACUAAUGUUCAUGGGUAAAAUAAUACUGAUUUUGCUACAAGGAGACAGAAACAACAUCAAGGAGUACCUGGUUCUUCAGAAAACCUCCAAAGUAGAUGUGGACUCAAGUGGAAAGAAAUGCAAAGAGAAAAUGAUUAGUGUACUGUUUGAAACAAAAGUACAGAUGGAACACAAAAGGUUUCUGGCAUUUGAAGUCAAAGAGUAUGCAGCGUUGGAUGAGUUACAAAAGGAAUUUGAAACUGCAGGACUUAAGAAGCUUUUCUACGGAUUUGUACUUGGGCUGGUAAAAUGAAAUGGAAGACAGGAAUCUUUUAGUAAAACAGUAGUGGUUUUUUUUGUUUUUGUUUUUGCACUGGAUUUUGGGAGUGGCUAAUUGAAAUAGGCAUAUAUAAGGGAGCAAUUUUGAAGUUUCUCUGAAGCAGAAUGAUAGAUAUCAUCCUAACUUCAGGAACAAAAACCAGUUCUGUUUUAUGAAAUAUUAAAAAUCAAAACACCCUGUAUAUGUAAUGUUUGCCAGGAAAGGCUAGGUUCAAUAGAUGGAACAUUAUUUGAAAGAUAAAUAAAAAAGAUGAUGGUAAAUGAGCCUUUGUAUACAGAGAAUUUGUUUGGAACUAUGCAAUUU